GAGCGUUAUAUUUAGAAGUAUAAUAAUUUCCAAAUACCUCUUAUAGCAUAUUAUGCAGAACAUAGAAAAUCAUGGGAGAGAACAAGUCGGUUCCGAUUGGAGGGAUGGCCUAAACAAUAUGACGUCAUCAAGAUCUAAAUUUUAGUGGCAAAUCUUUGGAUGGCGGAUGGAGGCAGUGAGUGUAUCACUUAUAUAUCAGCAAAUAAAAUACUCAUCAGUGAAAGUAUUAAGAAAUUCGCAGUGUUUAUUUAAAGAAAGGCCAUCCAUCAGUACGCGGCGAGCAGUAGCUCAUAAUGACGAAUGAUAUCCGGACUGGACGAGUCCAAACACUUGGCCCCGACCUGGCGUUGUUGCUUCGUGCGCUGAAUGUGUACUUCGGCCAUGAUCCGCAUACGGUCACCUGCUCAAACGUCGCGAGGGAAGAUGAAUAAACUGUGUUUGUUGGAAAAAGUGAUUUGCUCUUAUUUCUUCGUACGAGAACUGCAUAUUCGAGUUCGUGUGAAAUAGUGUGUAGUGUGGAACUCAAUAUAAACGAGCACUCCCAAUGUGAUUUGAGAUGAAACGUCGGACGGAGGAGGCAGUGAAGCAAGAGAAUAGUGUGGCCAGUGUUUACGGUGCACCACCCCGCCACCAGGGGGGAGGGGCAGCUACAACCCCUCUCUCACCACAUACAUCCAGUACUCGCAUUGUAGCCUCUCAUACAGGUUCUAGUGUGGUACAGUCCACGUUCUCACCACUGAAAGGAGCAUCUGGAGGGGGAGACAGGGAGGUAAUGCCAAGCAGUGUUCAGUUUCCAGUGCAGCCCAGUUACAGUGCAGCCAUGCCUGGAGCCACUACUACCACUGCAGUCAAGGCCCCCAACAGUGGGCUGCAGGGAGGUGCCCCCAGUGUCAGCAGUUUGCAGUCUCAAGCCCAUCAGCAACAUACGUUGCAUCAGGCCCAGGCACACCAAAAUUUGCGGCACAAGGUUAAUGGAGUUGGAGGUGCAGCAGCAGCAGCAGCAGCAGCGCCAUCUGCACCCUCUGUGUCUGUGUCAGCCAGCUCAGCUGGGGCUGGACAACAGCAGUUCCAGAGGUUGAAGGUAGAAGAUGCACUUUCCUACCUGGACCAGGUCAAGUACAAGUUUGGAAAUCAGCCACAGGUGUACAACGACUUCCUGGACAUUAUGAAGGAGUUCAAGAGCCAGAGCAUUGACACACCAGGAGUUAUCCAACGGGUGUCAAACUUAUUCAAGGGUCACCCAGAGCUUAUUGUUGGUUUUAACACUUUCCUUCCACCUGGCUACAAGAUUGAAGUGCAAGCCAAUGACCAGGGCUAUGCAUUCCAGGUAUCAGUAUCGAUGCCAAGUCCCACAGCUGCCACAACAACAUUGGUGCAUACACCAGGCUCCAUUACACAUCACUCAAUAAUUCCCACCACCUUGAGCUCACCAGUAGGUAGUGCUGGACUAGCAGGGGUUCCUACAUGUGGGACCGGAGGUGUGGGAUCAGCACAGCAUGUUGGUAAUGCUGUAGGCUCCAUUCCUGGAGGUCCAGCUGCAGCCCCAGGAAAACCAUCUCUGUCUCUGCACAGUGGUUCUUCAAGUCAUCACUCAGGUUCAAGCCUGGGUGGCUCUACAGGUUCCUCGCAUCAUGUGGUAUCCUCAGUUCCUUCUGGGACGUCUUCAUCUCCAGGAUCCGGAGCAGGGUCUCUGUCAACGGUCUCCAGUGGACAGCAACACCAUGGGUAUGCCCCCACACCAAACAAUUCAGCUAUCCAUCACAACAACAGCCACCAUGGGCAUGGCCACGGUCCAGUUACGCAGGCUCAGGCAAUGUCUCAGGCAGCACACCAAGCUGUGUCUCAGGCUUUGAGUCAUGCAGAGUCUGGCACUGGCGGUGCCAUUCACCCCACACCACAGAGCCAGCCAGUGGAGUUCAAUCAUGCCAUUAACUAUGUCAACAAAAUUAAGAACCGUUUCCAGGGUCAGCCUGAUAAGUACAAGCGUUUCCUUGAAAUCCUCCAUACUUACCAAAAGGAACAACGCAACUUGAAGGAGGGCCUGAGCACUCCGGGUAAGCACCUGACUGAAGCAGAAGUAUACUCCCAGGUUGCCAAGCUGUUCGAGAACCAAGAGGAUUUGCUUGCAGAGUUUGGACAAUUCCUACCAGAUGCAACCAGCCAUCAAGCAGCUCUGAGCAACAAGGGUGCUAGCAGUGAUCACUCAUCCAUUGCAAAGAAGCCUUCAAGUGGUCUGAAACCUGGCUACAAUAACUCGUGUACCAGUGGAGCUGGUAGUCGACAUGAAGGUGGGGGAGGGGCUCUGUCAAGUGGACUGUCAGACCGCAGUGGGCUGGGGAAGUUUGGUCACUCAGGUCACAGCAGCAGUGGCCAGGUGAAGCGCUCUCCCUCCUUUUCCACUUCAGCCCCUGCAGCACAUGGUCCCCCCACCAAAAAACACAAGAUGGCAUCACUGAGGGAUGUCUCUCUUACAGAGGCUGGGAAAUAUGGCAGCCUUAAUGAUUAUGCCUUUUUUGAUAAGGCACGAAAGGCACUAAAGAAUCAAGAUGUGUAUGAGAACUUUUUGCGGUGUCUAGUGCUCUUCAAUCAGGAGAUCGUCUCCAAGUCAGAGCUCGUGCAGCUCGUCACACCAUUCCUCGGAAAAUUUCCUGAACUCUUCCGCUGGUUCAAGGAUUUCCUGGGACACAAUGAGGGCAGUGGAGGAGCUGCGUCAGCUGUGGGUGGCCCUCAAGGUCCUGGAGCAGUUGGAGUGGAAGCUAUUUCCAACAAUGUGGCCAGACAGGACAGACCUGUGGGUGAUCUUGCCAUGGAAAUUGACUACACAACAUGUAAGAGGUUAGGUGCAAGUUACUGUGCAUUACCGAAGAGUUACGUCCAACCAAAGUGCUCAGGCCGCACCGCCCUCUGCAAAGAGGUUCUCAAUGACACAUGGGUCUCAUUCCCUACCUGGUCAGAAGACUCCACAUUUGUAACAUCACGCAAGACUCAAUAUGAGGAAUACAUCUACCGCUGUGAGGAUGAGAGGUUUGAGUUGGAUGUGGUUAUAGAGACUAACGCAGCCACAAUUCGGGUCCUGGAGGGAGUGCAUAAGAAACUUUCAAGACUCUCUCCUGAAGAAGUGGCAAAGUUCCAUCUGGAUGACUGUUUGGGUGGCUGCUCCCCAACCAUCCACCAACGGGCAUUACGGAGGAUAUAUGGUGAUAAAGCACAGGAUAUCAUUGAUGGACUGAAGAAGAAUCCUGUUGUGGCUGUUCCUGUUGUGUUGAGGCGGCUCAAAGCCAAGGAGGAGGAGUGGAGAGAGGCACAGAAGGGCUUCAACAAAAUCUGGCGGGAGCAAAAUGAGAAGUACUACCUCAAGUCCUUGGACCACCAGGGCAUCAACUUCAAACAGAAUGAUGUGAAGGCUCUCCGUUCCAAGUCUCUCUUCAACGAAAUAGAAACACUGUAUGAUGAAAGACAUGAACAGGCAGAAGAGGGGUCUGGGGAGGUAGCAUCGGGGCCUCAUUUGCUACUUCCUUACAAGGAUAAGACUGUACUAGAUGAUGCGGCAAAUCUGCUUAUCCAUCACGUAAAACGUCAGACUGGAAUCCAUAAAGAAGACAAGCAACGUAUCAAGCAACUGCUUCGCCAAUUUGUUCCAGAUCUGUUCUUCCAUCCACGUCAGGAGUUAAGUGAAGAUGAGCGUGAAGAGGAAGAUGAGAAGGAAGAAGUUGACAUGGAUGGGUGCCCUACUAGCAAUGGUAAUCCAAGUGGUUCGGCAUCUGGUACAACAUCGAUUGGUGCCCCUGGUAAUGGAAACUGUUCUGCUGGUGUGAUAGGAGGUAAUGGAAAAGGCCGGAAAAGUGACAUGCCAAUCAAGAAGGAUCCUGACACUGGGGGAGGAUCUGGUGGAGAAGGAGAGAACAAGCAUGGGGAUGGGGACAUCAAGCCUCCUCUCCAUGCGGUUGCCACACAUCCGGAUGAAUGUUACACCCUGAUGUUUGGCAACAACCAUUGGUACCUGUUUCUGCGUCUGCACCAGAUACUUUGUGAGCGUCUUACUCGUAUGUAUGAGCGAGCUGUUGCCCUUGCUGCUGAAGAGGCCAAGAUGAGGCAGGGGCGCAAGGAGUCCACAGCUGUUGCUUUGCGCCUGAAGCCUAAGAGUGAGAUUGAAGUAGAGGACUAUUAUCCAGCAUUCUUGGACAUGGUGAAGAAUGUUCUGGACGGCAACAUGGACAGCAAUGCAUAUGAGGAUACAUUGCGGGAAAUGUUUGGAAUUCAUGCCUACAUAGCUUUCACAUUGGACAAGGUUGUCACAUAUGCAGUUAGACAGCUGCAGUAUCUUGUGUCAGACGAGUCCUGUCAGGAGUGCAUGGAGUUACUACAGCAGGAACAGCGUCGAGGCAGUGCAGGUGGUCUAUGUAGUACAGCCCACAAGAGGGCAGCCGCCGAACUGGCAUACCAGCGGCGUGCAGAGCAGGCCCUGGCAGAUGAGAAUUGUUUUAAAAUUUAUGUGUACAAGCAUGACUGUAAGUUGACAUUGGAGUUGCUGGACACAGAGAUGGAGGAACCAGAACCAGUAGCAGAGACAGAGAAGUGGUCCUCAUAUGUUGAGCGCUAUGCCAAUAGUGGUGUUGAUGGUGUGGCAGGCUCUAACACUGGUGCAGUGGCUGUUGAGGGAACCGAACAUCAGGACCACCGGAUGGAAACAUCUGCUGAUGAGGCAGAUGAGCUGGAACCAUUCCUUGGAGGCAGACACCGUCGAAAGCCAGUGUUCCUGCCUCGUAAUGUAAGGCUGUGGCGUAAGUACUCGUGCCAGAUAAGACAGCCAUUGGACAGGCCAGGGAUUGAAAAGAAGGGUCGAAGCAAGCAGCAGGAAUCGGGGACUGAGGCCACAGAGACGAGUCAAAGUGACUCAGCAGAAACCAGUAAUUCACCCGGCAAACAGCCGGACUGCAAGACCAAGUGUAGUUCUGAGGAUGAACGGACAAGUGAAGGUGGAGUGGGCGAAGAGCAUGGCUCAAAUUGUCGACUGAAUAAUGUGACAGGUAAUGGCAUGGCAAUAGUGGCAGCAGACAACACACAGUGUCGUUUCAAUAUCAAUGCCUACCGCAUGGUGUUCGUGGUAAACAAGGAGAACCUCUUGUACAGGCGGCAGGCCCUGCAUCGUGCAAGACAGUCUCACUCCUCAGUAUCUUUGCGGUUGAGCUGCAAGUUCCGAGGCUGGCAUGGGGGUUGGGCGUCGCAACAUGUAAGUGACUCUCAGCACAAAGUGUGUGUAGACUGGCUCAUGGGACGUGGUGAGGGUGUGGUGCCCAACAGGACACGAGUGUUGACAGACAAUGAUGUGGCGCGGCCUCCUUACAGAUCAUACAAUAGGUACAGAGUGGACAGAUUGGUUGCUGCAGGCGGCGGCAAUGAGCCUUGAAGUGGUGACAGCUGUGUGUGUAAUGCCAUAUUGUGCCUAGUCAAAAGUGCAGCACAUUGUGUGUGGUGACAGAUGUGCUGCCCCUUGAAUCUACUUGAAAGCAAUAUGGACUGCACUGUGGGCAUUGCAGCUAGAAAAUAUGCCAGCCAUAUCAACGUCUAGAAAGCACAAUAAGUGACUUGAGAACAGGCGUAAGACAUCAGUUGUAUGUUGUGUGUAUAUUUGUGAAAAGAUGUGUUUUUAUUAUUUUUUGUACUUAAUUUAAAUAUUGUUGAAAAGACCUUUCCAACAUUGUCCCCACAAAGCUUAAGAAAUGCCAUUAUAUUGGGCCUGUCAUGCAUAGUAAUAAAUCUGCAGUACUACUAAUGGUUAGUUUUGAAGACAACUUGUUUUCAGUCUAAGCAACAUUGCUUUGCAAUGUGUUCAUUUCCUUGUAAUCACCACACUGACGGUACAAAAUGAAGCCCCAGUCUUCACUGCAUCUCUGUACAAAUGCAUAGUAAUAGUUUGUGUCUGUCCACAAACAAAUCUGGUAGAAGUUCUUGCUUAGUUCCUGCUUCACAGAUCAAACAGAAUCAGUGAUUUGUAACUGGCUCCAGAUGUUUCUCUUCCUGGCAGUGUUCAGAAUAUAUGAAUUAGGUUUGAGUUCCAUCUAGUGGUGUUUACAUGCAGCAGCAAGUUAUUAUCCAGUUUAGAAUUGUAUAUUAUAAGUGUACAGUCUUUUAUUCCUGUUUAUAUUUUUCUCUUCAAGAGGCUGAGAGUGUGGGAACCCUGUUUGAUACCGGUGACAAUGCAGUUUUCACUCCACUCAGGUGCUACUUUUUACUGACCAAAUGGUUGAGGGAGGGGGGGGGGAAGGGAAUGGAGGGAUUUUGCUAAUGAAAUUAUUUAUUUUUCUAAUAAAAGUUUGAAGAAAAGAAAUAAAUAUAUAAGCCAGAAGUAUUUUAUUUAUUGACAAGAAACUGCUGUCAGGGUGUCUCGCUUGUGUGCAAACUGUUAACUUGGGUUGGUAGGUAGGUGUUUUGGAAAUGCAGGAUUUGGUAUUUGCUGACAAAUCUGCCCAUCCUACUUGAGUAUGUCUGUAAGUGUUACCUGACCUGGUGACUUAAUUCAUUAUAACCACUGUCAUGUAAGUGAAAGGUCAUCUUUUAUGUCAUGUUCAGUUUUUGUGUAUUUCUACCAAAGCUUAUCUAACUUGAAUUCUGUCUCAAGUAUGUGCUGUGCUGACUUUGCUGAUUCAUCAUCGGUACAUACUUUUCCUCAGGCUGGUUAUUUUCAGUCACAGUAGUGUGUCUUACGUUCCUCCACCUGAUGAAGCAUUAAUUUGUUUUUGAAAGAUAUGGCCGAUACACAGCGCAAUGACUGGUUUUUAACAGACAAUAAUAUUGUAGCAUGAAGUAUACAUAUAGGGCACCUCUUCUUCUGUUUGUAACUGACAACAGUAAUGCCAUGUACUGCAUCUGGUCUGGAACCUGUUUCGAUGGCAUAUCAGCACAGUCUGCUUCAUUUGCAGUUAGUUCACUGCCAUUUUCCACCAACAUAAUGUGUGUAAU
Cryptotermes secundus is the source of this 6960-nucleotide messenger RNA. RefSeq names its product paired amphipathic helix protein Sin3b (gene Sin3A). Gene Ontology annotation, biological process: negative regulation of transcription by RNA polymerase II. The transcript is spliced from 25 exons. The record is from RefSeq and is a predicted model, not a curated record. The coding region runs from base 557 to 5407 and encodes 1616 amino acids. Gene Ontology annotation, cellular component: chromatin. Gene Ontology annotation, molecular function: transcription corepressor activity. Lineage: Eukaryota; Metazoa; Arthropoda; Insecta; Blattodea; Kalotermitidae.